AUCUGCGCAUCAUCCGCGUAUUGAUGAACCGAACAGCUCGUCACUACAUUUGGCAUGUCUGCCGUAAAUAAGUUGAAUAAUAUAGGACCCAAAACACUUCCCUGUGGAACACCUUGCUUGACUAGGAUACCGCUAGAUAUAUUACCAUUAAUCUUUGUAUGUUGAGAUCUGUUCACAAGAUAUGACUGGAACCAAUGUACAACGUCUUCUUUACAUUCAUAACGGACUAGCUUGGCUAUUAGAAGCUGAAAAUAUAUGCUCGAAAGAUUUAUACAACUUGAAGAAGCUGUAAAGGCAACAACAGCGCUACUAAGUACCAAUCUGCCGAUUUUAGAGCAAAAAGAAUGGCAAAUUCUGAAAGAAUUGGUACAAAUUCUAAAACCGUUUGAGUCGGCCACAAAAAUAUUUAGUGGUGACACUUACGGAACUGCAGCAAUUGUUAUACCUGUCGUCAAUGGUUUAACUGAUAUCUGUGCAAAACUGCUACAAAAAGAUUUAUCUGAUUGUAUAAAAAAAGUAUUACAAAUAUUUCAAAGUGGUAUUAAGAAUCGUUUAGAAAAAGUCCAUGAAAACAGAAUUCUUUGUGGGGCCAGUUUCUGCGACCCUAGAUUUAAGUUACAUGCUUUUACAAAUCAAACAGCACAAGGGCUGGUUAAGGAACAAAUGAUAUCUGCUGUGACUGACAUGAUUGUUAAGGUAUCGAAUUCGAAUGAAGGUACACAAGAUCAAAAUAUUCGCAUAAAUUCCUCAGAAGAGGUGAAUGAUGAUGAACUUUCGGUGUGGUCCGCAUUUGACAAAAAUACAUCCGAUAAAGCUGUUCCUCAAGAAACUUCCUCAACAUCAACACGCGCUAUUAUUGAAAUCGAGAGAUUUCUCGAAUGCGGAUUAAUUCCUAGAAACGAGGAUCCGUUAAAAUGGUGGAGGAUCAAUGGAUAUCAAUAUCCUUACCUAAAACGUGUUGCCCAAGAAAAGCUCAGUGCUUUAUGCACUUCAGUACCAUGUGAACGGGUAUUUUCAAAAGCAGGCUUGGUUAUUACAGACAAAAGAAGUCGUUUAAGUACAACAAAAGCCAACAUGAUUUUAUUUUUGAAUGUUAAUGGAAUUCACUUGUAAGCCAAUAGUUGUUUCGUUGUCGUCCAAGACUCCCAAGAGUUUUAUUUUUAAGUUGCCAAAGAGUUUACUUUUGUUUUUUAACUUAUUAUAUUUUACAUAGUUUGUUCAAUACAUGUUUAUGUUUUUUUAAUGUUUUAUUUGUGUUCACUACCAAUAUACAAUAUAUAUUGUUUAAA
Onthophagus taurus is the source of this 1289-nucleotide messenger RNA. Lineage: Eukaryota; Metazoa; Arthropoda; Insecta; Coleoptera; Scarabaeidae. The record is from RefSeq and is a predicted model, not a curated record.